AUGUUCAUCUUGACCAAAAUCUCUGAUUUGGUCAGGGUCCCACCAGAUCAAUUCCACCGACACCCUAAGGCAGCAAUCUUCCACCAGUUAAACAACAAGUUCGCAAAUAAGGUAAUACCUCAUGUGGGACUCUGUGUUACAAUCUAUGACUUGCUGGCCGUCGAAGAGGGCCAGUUGAAGCCCGGAGACGGAGCUGCUUUCAUCAAUACAACUUUCAGAGCACUAGUGUUUAAACCCUUCGUGGGCGAGAUCAUUACGGGCUGGAUUUCCCAGUGCACAGUAGAAGGUAUAAAGGUUUCGCUUCUUGGAAUUUUUGACGACAUCUUCAUCCCCCACAAAAUGCUAUUCGAAGGGUGCUAUUUCUCGCCGGACGACAGCGCCUGGGUUUGGCCCAUGGACGAAGAAACGAAAUUGUACUUUGAUGUCAACGAGAAGAUUAGAUUCCGCGUGGAGCAAGAGAUUUUCGUGGAUGUCAAGCCCAAGUCACCGAAGGAGAGAGAGGCUGAGGAACAAAACGAACAAAUUGAAGACGGUGCAGAGGAGAACAAAAAGCCAAAAGUAGAAAAACCUCCCGCAUACGCGCUCCUGGGGUCUUGCCAAACUGAUGGAAUGGGCCUCGUAGGCUGGUGGGAAUAA
Messenger RNA from Lachancea sp. 'fantastica', 636 nucleotides. The record is from the annotation of a GenBank genome assembly. NCBI's taxonomy places the organism in Eukaryota, Fungi, Ascomycota, Saccharomycetes, Saccharomycetales, Saccharomycetaceae.